AUGGAUUUUGGUAGUUAAUUAGUUAAAAUUGAGAUAAUUCAACUGAUUGGGCUGUUUCUUUUUGUUUGAAAGUAAUGGGAAAUGCUGGUGGUAGAGAAGUUGGAGAAGGAUCCUCAGGGACAAAGAAGAAUGGAUAUGAAGUGGAAAAUGAGCAGUCUGAUUCAGACCCCAUGCUUCAUUCCCCUCCCCCUAGUCCUAAUCAGGCUUAUCAGCUUCCUUUCCAGUUCCCUCCACAGAUCCCUAUGUUUCCCUGGCUAAGAUCUGAUGAAAUGAUACAAGCCCAAAAUGAUGUGUUUGUGCAAAACACUACAUCCUACAAGGAUUUCCAUAGUGAGAAUAAACUGCCAUGGGAAUACUUUGAUUCAGGCAGAGCUUUGGAUUUACAGAUCCCUGAGGCUCCCUUGGCGAGACCUGGUCAAAUGAUGCAAGUCCAAAACGAUCCACUGGUAACAAAUACAACAUACCAUGAGGGUCUCCACCUGGCGGAGAAGAGAGCUGCAAUGAUAACAUGGUGUUUUGGUGGCAAGCAAGUAGCUAUUACUGGAUCGUGGGACAAUUGGAAGACCAUAGAACCCUUGCAUUCUUUGGAUAAAGAUUAUUUCAUUAUUAUGAAGAUACUCCCAUCAGGUGUUUACCAUUACCAUUUCAUUGUCGAUGAGCUGAUGAGAUAUGAUCCGAACUUACCAUGGGAAUUUGACGAGUCUGGGAGUACUUAUAACAUUUUGGAUUUGAGGGAAUUUGUUCCAGAAACUCCUGAAAGCCUCUCAGAGUUCGAAUCGCCUCCUUCCCCUAUAUCAAGUUACGACAAUCAACCACUAAAUGAUGGUGAUUUCAGCAAGCCUCCACCUGAAAUGCCUUCCCAGCUUCAGACAACGUUAUUAAAUGAGCGAUCAUUCAUUACUAGGAGUAGCAAGUCACCGGCAAGGCCUUCUCAUACGUUGCUGAACCAUCUUUACAAGCAAGACGGUGAUGAUGGUCAGUCUGUGGCGUUUUGCACAACACAUCGAUUUCUUCAAAAAUAUGUGACUGUAGUAUUAUACAAGUCUUUGCAUAGGUAAAUUAAACCUGUAUAUCUUAAUACAUUUGAUAUUGUUGACAUAAUUAUUAAAAGGAAAAUGUCAAAGGUUAUGGUGGAGUAAGAAAAGAUUUAUCAUAGAAAAAUGAAGGAUUAUUUGCCAUAUGAACAUGCUCUUUCAGUUACUAUUCCUUUUGCACAUGGUAGUUUACUUCUUGUGGGAACCUUUCAUUACUGAGUUUCUAUUCUAGCAGGUAAAACAGCCUGCAAUUAUGGCAUCAUAUUUGGAGUUGCUAAAUGUGGUAAAAGCUGCUCCAAUUUGCUUGAAACCUAAUUAGAUUCACUUGAAUUUACUCAUGAAGUUAAUAAUCGAACUUAAAUUGAUAAUUUGAUUUGAAAAUUGAACAAUGCAAACCCGAAAUGACUCAAACCUGAAGUCGAUUAUAAACUUAAUUGAGAUUUUUAGCAAGGUCAAAGUGGCAGAAU
Molecule: messenger RNA, 1501 nt
Organism: Durio zibethinus
Lineage: Eukaryota; Viridiplantae; Streptophyta; Magnoliopsida; Malvales; Malvaceae
Product: SNF1-related protein kinase regulatory subunit beta-2-like
Molecular function (GO): protein binding
Source: RefSeq, a predicted model, not a curated record